GAUGUGUCUUAUUCUACAAAUCCAAGUACCAGAUCACGUGAUGUUGCCAAGAAACUAGUGUUGGUAUUAUUUUUUUCUAGUUGUAUAGUUCCUUUGCACUUGUUCUUAGGGACUGAGGAUUGUUUAGAAUUUUGCCCAUACCUGUGAUCGCAUACUUAAAAUAACAGGAAAAGUAUAUACAUAUGCUGAAUAGCCUAGAAAUUUCACCAAGUAUUGUUUCCUUCUGUUGGGGCAAUAAUACUUGUGGUAGUAGUUGUGCAAAAAUAAUGAAACCUGCUACCGCUAGUCAGUAGCCUUGGGUCAAUGUUCUGUGAACCAGACAGUAUAUAAACUGAAAGAGAAGGACCUUACUGGCUAGUAUUUGUAAGCUGUAUCGGUUAACACAGAUUUUUAACUGGUGUUUUUAGUGGACUGUCCCUAGUAUGAUUGGUACAUAUAUAAAGCCAGACCUUAUUUUCCGUUUCUUCGCAACCCUGCUCUAUUAUGUAUUUACUUUGAUUUGAAUUUACAGUUCUUUCUCUUAGCGUGUGUAAUUUGUAUUUCAGAUAAUCGUGUUGUUUCUUAGGCGAUUAUUAGAAGAAGGGACUAGCAAAAUUGAUCCAUAGAAAAGUCUUGUCUUUGAACAAUGAACCGACAAUACCUGUACAUGACGGCCAUGAACGUCAAAAGGAGCUCAUAUACUCUACACCGCAUCAAGGCAUCACAAUUGUUUUACCCCAAGGGUGCACCUGACUCCGCGGCUGCGGCGGUGGAGGUCCGUUCUGUGCCGCCACCAACAAUGGCUUUCUACCCUCCUCGGUCCGAGCAUAGACUGGAGAUAAUGGAGUUCAUGCUCUUCGGCAGCAACAGGAAUAAGAUCGUCUGCACAGACGAGAGAGGUCAAGCCGUCUUAUAUGAUGACGGCUUGCAAGCUGUCCGCAUGUUGCCAAGCCUCAGAAAGCCCAAGUGGGAACCAGUGCCCCUCGCCGUUGGUGACAACCUGUUGGUCAUGGAGGCUAUCCCUAAGAACGAUCAAGAGAAGGAACAUCAAUCUUUCGAGGUGCUUGUAUAUGGCGAAAGGCCUAAAAUAUUCAAGGGGGAGGACUUCUUCUGGCAUUCCAUCCCACCGCCGCCUUAUGUGUAUGCCCCUGACUAUGGCAUCCACCGUUCUGACGUGAUCACCGCGUGCACUGCGGUCAACAGCUCAAGCAUCUUGAUAUCCAGAGAGCCUCGGCACCUACUGCUUGGACACAGUAAGUGGAGCAAGACUUUUUUUAGAGAAGGAGCCGACGCUACCACCAGUCCCUCCACGCCGCCGCCGCCGCCCGAACAGGGCUUGCCGCCGCUGUCGCUGCCGUUUAAAGGACUUGCAGAGUAUGUUCCGGAGUACAAUCUCUUGUUUGGUGUCUCGGCCAGGGUGUUUGGCGUCCUCUGCGCAUCAGACCUGGGUGCCGCCUCGGCAAAGCAGAUGCCGCCGGUGGUAUUCCAAGAGUGGGAGGGAUUUGCUGCCCCUGAGGGUACUGAGAUAGAAUCGUACCUCCUGCACCUAGGUGCCGGCCGUUUUUGUGUCGCCAAGUCGAUCAUGACAACAAGGCUGCAAGAGAUGUCUGGCCAGUCGUGCUGUUUCCAUGAGAAGAGUACUCUCACUGUAGAUAAGUUAGUGAUGUUUACUGGCGUGGAGAUUCAGCGCUGUGGCAGAGGGCUUAAGGUGAUCAAGCACAAAUCGUUUCGUUAUAGUAUGAGGCCAUGCGGCAUGCCCCACAUACUUUAUUAGUCAGUCCUGCUAUUUCCAGAUCACCUCACAGCAUGUUCCUAGUCAA
This is a messenger RNA of Aegilops tauschii subsp. strangulata, 1799 nucleotides long. NCBI's taxonomy places the organism in Eukaryota, Viridiplantae, Streptophyta, Magnoliopsida, Poales, Poaceae. The record is from RefSeq and is a predicted model, not a curated record.